UAACCAGGCAACUUCAUCCCGUCCAGAACCUAAAACCUGGUGAAAAUCAUCAAAGCUGAAUCCGUGUCACAGGUUUUGCGCUGCGAUGGGAAGGAUGUAGUCUUGAUUUAAUGGACUGUCCCCGGCAUGGAAAAGUGGAUUACGGUGGUGUGUGAAAGCUGUGGAGCUCAGAUACAGCCAGAUCACGUUUGGAUUUUAAUGAUGCAUCCUAUGGAAGCUGUACCAUCAAGCACCAGUUUAAAGCUAUUGCAGGGCGUGCUGGAGAUGCAGCGUCGAGGCUAGAAGCAGUGGGCGAGUGAGAGCGAGGCAGCAGGAAAGCCCCUCUGGAUGAGCCAGCUACAGGCACCCAGCCACACUGUACAGGAAUAACCACUUAAUAUGUCAACAGAGGCCGAGCUCCAGCCUGCCGCCAGACCCAGCGUCAGAAAGGAUUCCAGGAGGAGAGGGCAGGACCGCAGUGAGGCAGUUUUGAUAAAGCGAUUUAAGGGGGAUGGUGUCCGCUACAAGGCCAAGCUCAUCGGCAUUGAUGAGGUCACCGCCGCAAGAGGAGACAAGCUCUGUCAGGACUCGAUGAUAAAGCUAAAGGGAAUUGCAGCUUCGGCGCGCUCGAAAGGAGAACACAAGCAGAAAGUCUUUCUUACCGUCUCCUUUAGCGGGAUCAAAAUCUUCGAUGAGAAGUCAGGGGUUCUUCAGCACCACCAUGCAGUUCAUGAAAUUUCCUACAUCGCCAAGGACAUUACAGACCACCGGGCUUUUGGCUACGUAUGUGGCAAAGAGGGCAACCACCGAUUUGUGGCCAUUAAAACUGCUCAGUCUGCUGAGCCUGUGAUCCUUGAUCUGCGUGAUCUUUUCCAGCUGAUCUUUGAGAUCAAACAGAGGGAAGAGAUUGAGAAGAAGGCUCAGAAGGACAAACAGUGUGAACAAGCGGUUUACCAGACAAUUCUGGAAGAAGAUGUGGAGGAUCCGGUGUACCAGUACAUUGUGUUUGAGGCGGGACACGAGUCCAUCCGUGACCAAUCAGAGGAGAGCAUUUAUCAGGUUCCUACCAGCCAACAAAAGGAGGGAGUGUAUGACGUCCCAAAGCGACAUCCAAAUGGAUUUACUGAUGAGAAAGAUCUACUGGAAUUCAACACUGAACUAGACAUGGUUCCACAGAAUAUCCACCAGUUAGAGCUGUUUGGAGACAUGUCUACACCUCCUGAUAUCACAUCCCCAUCAACCCCCGCUUCUCCAGCUAACUCGCUAGACCCAUCGCUGGCUCACCUGCACCCGUCAGAACUGUUUGCUCCAUUCAGCCCUGCCUCUGUGCCCUCAGGUUAUGUGACGAUGGGAGCCAUACCCCCAGGCUGGGCACAGCAGCAGUUUGCAGCCCAGUCACCACUGGCGUUCGGGGUACAGUCACCAGUUCCCAUGGCGCAAAUGUUACCCGGUGGGCAGCCGUUAAUCUGGGGCCAGGCAAACUUGUUUUCCGCCACACAGCAGCAAUGGGCAGCCAUGGCGGGAGCCCACUUCUCGCCAGCAGCAUUCAUUCCUGCACAGACGAUGGGGCCGCUACCAGCCGCCAUGUUCCAGACGUUAGCGCCCAUGGCUAUGGCGGCCUCCUGCGAGGUGCCUACGGUGGGCGUGCCUGGGGCGGGACCAGUGCCAGGCACGUCAGCUUCCACCGCCACCAGUCCGCAGCACGGGGAACGCACGCUGCCAGGCCAGGCCAAGAUGAGCAAGGAGAUGUUCAAGGACUUCCAGAUGGCCAAACCACCAGCAGCGGGCACUCGCAAGAGUGAACAGCACAGCCUGGCAUGCACAACGGACGCCUUCACCACCUAUUUUAGCCGUGUAGGCUUGGCGCAGGACAAUGACGACUGUGAUGACUUUGAUAUCUCGCAGAUGAACCUGACUCCCGUUACCUCCACCACACCCUCCACCAAUUCACCACCCACCCCAGCUCCUCAUCAAAGCUCCCCAUCCAAGUCGCCGUCACAAGCCAGUGACCCUCCCACUGAUGACUCGUUUGGAGAGGUAGAGGGAAGUCCCAGUCGCAGCGGCGAGGAGGACACUGCUGGGGACUCACAGUCUCCGUGUACGAGUGAACCUCACGAGGAGCUCGGUGGUUCCGAACCGGCUAGCUCCGAGCCGGGCGGUUCUGAUCCGGGUGGCUCUGAGACGGACAGUGCUCAGGUCGGUAGCUAGAUAGCGGCAGGUCAGGGGGAAGGACCCUCUCUACGCCAAGAUCUUUAAAGAGAAAAAGUGAAGGAUCAUGGGAACUCUGCACACAAUCUACAACCAGGCUCGGGGGAGGAGGAGGUCAAACCCUAAAUCUGCUUUCAGUGUUUGUGUGUGUGUGUGUGUGUGAGAGAAAGAGAGAGUAUGAGAAUGGAUGGAUUCAGAUAUCACCUGUGACAAAUCACUGGAGACUUCAUGGCCUUUAUUCACCUCUGGAUCUCUAAGAACCACUGACCUCUAUCUUCCACCUAUUGCUCCUUCUCAUUCUACCACACUGUGUUCCUGUCACUUAUGAACUGAAAGUAGAAUGAUGUGAUAAUGAUGAUCAUGAAGAAGCUUCUUUACACCUCUCAUCGCCUUUCCUUCGUUUUUCAUACUAUAUGGGUCACUCUUUCAUUCUAUUCCUCUCAACAUGUUGUUUAGCCAUAAAUAUCGAACUAUACCCGUGUAUGAUGGGUGCAAACUGAAAGGUGAUUCACUGGAGUACACACACACACACACACACACACACACACACACACACAAGUGCAAAGUGAAGAAUUUACUCAGUCGUGAUCCUGCCUAAUCCCAGCCUCCAUACUGUCAUCUCUCUGUAGUCCAGGCCAGCGCAAUCGAUUACAGAGUAAUCCAUUCGGAUCUAUCCACAGGAUUAUGUGCUUUAUCUAUUUCAAAUGUUUGGUUUUUCUCCCCCUUCUAUUUGAGUUUCUGCUGCUAAGGAGCUAUGCAGGAACAAAAAUUAAGACCUUCAAGUAGAGAUCUUACUCAUGGAGUGACUUUGCCAAAAUCUCUCUCCUUCUCUCUCUGUUCGUCUGUUUCCGGGAAAGACUUGAGAAGCUCAUUCAGAUGGAAAGGACCACAAUAAAUAAACGGACUUUGCUGAAACAAGCUGAAUCAGUGAUCGAACUGUUCCUUCUCUAUAGCUUUUGUACAAUACUAAUGAGAAAAAAAAAAUCAAAAAUCAAACCCUGACAUUAAAAAUGGAAUUUUAAUUUUGUAAGUCAGCGGAGCCCCUGAGGCUGACUCAAGGUGUGUUUUUGAGUCAAGGUAAUCAUGGCUUUAAGGC
Molecule: messenger RNA, 3283 nt
Organism: Trichomycterus rosablanca
Lineage: Eukaryota; Metazoa; Chordata; Actinopteri; Siluriformes; Trichomycteridae
Gene: dab1a
Product: DAB adaptor protein 1a
Exons: 16
Coding region: 379-2187 (602 amino acids)
Biological process (GO): lateral motor column neuron migration; ventral spinal cord development
Cellular component (GO): cytoplasm
Source: RefSeq, a predicted model, not a curated record